AUGGAUGUCGAUAUUCUCACCCUAUAUGGACCUGGGAUGUCCUUUUAUCGGUCGCAGAUUCAGUUGUCGUCUUCGAAAGAGAAUGGUAUUGUAGGAAAGGCGAAAUUGUCCUCACUAUCGGUGUGUCAGCUCCAGAACAUUCACCAAAUAGGCAGCUGGGUGUACAUUGUGUCUGCGGCACCAAUGCUGAUGUCUAUUCAGAGAUACUCCUCGGCUCUUGAGUUGUUGAAUGUCAGCAAUCAGAACCUGGACCAUAAAAUGAGCAUGCUACGCUCCAAUGUAUUCCGACUCAAAACCGAUUUGUCAAAGCUCCAGCGCCACGUUAGGGCGUUUCAUAAUGAGCUCUUGACCACAUGGCAGGCUGACACGCUUACCCGGCUGGUCGAGGUUGUCUACGAGCGACAAAAUUGGAAGUUACCAGGAGGGGUCGCUGUCGGUGAUCACAUCCAUUUGAGCCGUGAGAGACAGUCACGCAUCUUGGCCACGGCUGCGAGGAGGAUCAGAAAGCCGAUACUGAGAAAGAAUUAUGGGCUCUCGGUGCAGUACUACUCGGCUCUACAGAGAUACGACGAGAUUGUCCACCUGCGCAGUACGAACGCGUUUCGGACGGAAUGCACAUUUGCUCGAAGACUAGUUUCAGAAAAGGAGAAUCACUGGGGCAUGUAUCGAUUUUGGGGGGCACUGUUUCCUCUCUGCUAUAGUCGGUCUGUGGAGGAGAGCGCCGAAAUAUUUUGA
Molecule: messenger RNA, 735 nt
Organism: Aspergillus tubingensis
Lineage: Eukaryota; Fungi; Ascomycota; Eurotiomycetes; Eurotiales; Aspergillaceae
Exons: 2
Coding region: 1-735 (244 amino acids)
Source: RefSeq, a predicted model, not a curated record